Molecule: messenger RNA, 2945 nt
Organism: Apis mellifera (honey bee)
Lineage: Eukaryota; Metazoa; Arthropoda; Insecta; Hymenoptera; Apidae
Gene: Lsd-1
Exons: 14
Coding region: 250-2796 (848 amino acids)
Biological process (GO): lipid storage; positive regulation of triglyceride storage
Cellular component (GO): cytosol; lipid droplet
Source: RefSeq, a predicted model, not a curated record
UUUUAUUCGUUUAAGGCAUCAUAAUGCCACAGCUGUAUAAUCGACAUGUCAUAGGUCAAACCGAUGAGAUACCAUUUUGCAGGCUUCGACGUUACAGUCGAUGUCGUGUUCUUUGGCGAAACAUCGACUACCUCUCUGUCAUUUGUCUUUACAUCCUGCUGAGCUCCAUUAUAUAAUUUCAUCACGAUCAAUCCACACUUCGCCAUCGGUCCAGUCGGCUGUCCGCACCUUGAGCAAAAAUUUUCACAAAUGGCACGAACGAAUGUGAAAAGACGACAUUCUGAUUUGCCGCAAUUCGAAUCAGUUGUUAGAAUCUCCAGUCUUCCCAUCAUAGAAAACGGUAUACAUAUAGCUGGCAAUGUGUACGAUAGAAUAAAGCGUUCGAAUUCAUUGAUGGGUUGGAGUUUGUAUACUGCUGAACAGUCAUUUGCGAUCGCAACAGCGUCAGCAAAACCCGCGAUUCAUGCAUUAAAUGGACCUAUUACAACGAUCGAUCAAUUGCUCUGUAAAGGUAUAGAUAUCGUUGAGCAAAGAGUGCCAGCAGUCCAUCUUCCGCCACAUCUUAUGUAUUGCAAUGCACGAGAAUACGUGAACAAUAAAAUCGUCAGGCCUGUUCUGAUGCGUGCCGGAAGCGUGAAGAUAAUAGGAAGCCAAGCUGCGGAUGUUGCAGUAGACACAUUAGAUGGUGCUUUAACUGUUGCGGACAAAUAUGUUGAUCAUUAUUUGCCUGCUGAUGUUACCGACGGUAUAGAUGAAGUUGCUUCUCCGGAAUCGGUAAGUAAGACCAAACGAACUAUCAAUCACGGUGCCAGACUAUCUAGGAAAUUACAGAAACGACUAACACGUCGCACGCUAGCUGAAGCUCGAGCACUUAAGGAACAAGGAACGGAAUGCAUUCAUAUACUUUUGUACGUUAUAGAAUUGUUAGCAACGGAUCCAAUAUUAGCGUUCCAAAAAGCCAAAGAGCUGUGGGGAACUUUAAGUUUGCCCGAACCGGAGAAUCAAGCUCGGCCGACCACUGUAGAGCAAUUAUUGGUUCUUCUAACGCGUGAAUCUGCACGUCGUAUUGUACAUCUGGUGAAUGGAACAGCAGCGUUAGCAGCCAAAACUCCUCGCAAUCUUGGCAGACUUCUCAUUAGAGUUUCAAAUCAAUUGCAUGCAGUUGCAAAUGCUACAUUAAACAUGAUACCAAUCAUCAAUCAAAAGGAUGUAACGAAAAAACAUAUUUCAGCUGUACGUUUAGCCAUACAAAGGCUCAAUUCAAUUACGAAUCAGUUAUUGGAGCAGUUUGCAGCUUUUCUAGCUGGUCGUCCAAGCGUUUCAAAAGUAACACACGUCCAGACUCAUCAGCAAAACCACAAUAACCACAGGUCGAUGUCUUCCAAUCCGCCAGUAAAUGGUAUCGAUCUUCAGAGAAACAAGGGAUUAGCGAUAAAGAAAAGAAUGGCUGCCGAAAUUGCACAACUGCCUCAUAUCGAAGUGUUUCAUCGUGUAAUGGAAAUUCCAGUAAUUGAAAGUGCAAUAUCAAAAUCUGCAGCGACAUAUUUGCGCGUAAAAGAUUGCAACCAGUUGGUUCAUUGGGCACUAACCACUGCAGAAACUUCUUUAAGCAAUGCAACGAAGCAAGCGGUACCCAUUGCUGCUCCCAUAGCUAAGAAACUCGAGAACCCUAUACACUUCUUUGACCACACGCUGUGUCUUGGUCUCGACAAAAUCGAAGAAAAAGUACCAUUGGUUAAAGAGAAACCCGAGCAGGUUAGAAAUAAAUCCCUUUUAAGUAUUUCUCUCGUUAACAAUUUAAUAAUUUCCCAAGCUUUAAGUUUGAGAGAUAUAAGUUGGAACAAAGCGAAUCAAAUUUUAGAAACACAAUAUGGCAGUGCAGCUGUUAGAGGUUUGGACAGCACAGCUGAUAUUGUUGACAAAUUGAUUGAUAAAUUUUUUCCUGCUACAAAAGAUGAACAAUCAAUAGAAAAAAUGGCAGAUAAUAAAAGUACUUCAUCAUCUGAUAGUACACCCCAUCUCGAAGUGAUUAAUCGCGUAAAAAGCAUUCCUGUUAUUCAUUCAGCUAUAGAAAAAACGGGAUCGACAUAUUCUUAUCUCAAAGAUUCGCAUCAUUUAAUCAAUUGGGCAUUAACUCAAGCCGAAGCUGGAUUACAAUAUGCAACUGCCACAGCUGCUCCUCUUACUGCACCUUUAGCUAAAAAGUUCGAGGAACAAAUCACUGCUGUAGAUCAAAAAUUAUGCGAAGGGUUAAACAUGGUCGAGCAAAAAGUACCAAUCAUGACACAACCACCUCAAAAGAUUUAUGAUGCAGCCAAAGCAGUAAUGAGUAGUUCCUUGCAACCAACAAUUGACAAAUUACACGCUGCAAAAGAAUCAGCUACGCAACAAGCAUCAACUCUUAAAGAAAUUAGUAUGGCAAAGGCUAAUGAAUUGUUAAAUACACAAUAUGGUAAUAUGGCGGUACAAAGUGUUGAUAAUAGUAGCGCUCUCAUUAACGGUUUAUUGGAUCGUUAUUUCCCACCAAUAGAAGGGGAAGAAAACAUGCCAGCUCCAGUAUCUGCCGAUGAGAACAAAAUUUUGCAUGCUGUACAAACCAUUGGACAAUUGUCCACGAAAACCGCUAAUCGAGUAUACCAUUCGGUCGUAGCACAAUUAAAAACAGUGAAAAAAGAGGAUGUUGCAUCGUAUAUGUCGAGCGUUAUAUCUAUUCUUCACCUAACACACUUUUUAAGUUUGAACGAUAAACAAAUCAAUAAUAAAAAUGCGACUGAAGAAAAUACAGAAAAAAAGUAAAUACGAAUCUUACUAGUAAUUUUACAAUAAUGCACCUCUCGAAUAAAUAAUUGUAGAAUAAAUUUCAUUAUUUUGUCAGUUCACGAUCAGCAUGAAGAGUGAGAAUUAAUAUUUGGAUAUUUAAUUUAAUAUAUACAAUAUCAAUUAUA